GCAGAAUCUCCAUUAUCAGCCUUAUCAGUCAUUCACUCAAUACUUCGGUCUCCCGUCCACAAUGUUUUCUGACUACUUGAUCCUUUUUUUUUUCUCUUUUUCUUUCGAGGAUCGACCAUAACGAGUUGACGACGGACAAAUAGCGCUGGCGCUGCGAAUACAAACAAAACAGACACAAAAUGACGACCGGACGAGCAGACCCAAACAACUUUCCCGAGAUUCAGACGGGCGGCAGUCUGUUGAUCGCAUGGCAGAUCAAGGGCAAACGAGUGCUCCUAGUGGGCGGUGGUGAGGUAGCAGCAACCCGGCUCGUCCACCUCCUCUCCGCCGACGCCCUCGUAACCCUCAUCGCCCCGGCCCCCCUCCACCCCGAAGUCUCCUUCCGCCUCACCCAAUUCCCCAACUCCCUGACCUGGAUCCCCCGUGCCUUCGAGCCAACCGACCUUACCGACCACCCCAAUGACUACUCGUUGAUCUUGACAGCCAUCGACGACCCCGUCGCCUCUUCCCAAAUCUACAAACUCGCCCACCAGCUCAAAAUCCCCGCCAACAUUGCCGAUGUCCCUCCCGAAUGCGACUUUUACUUUGGCUCUGUCCACCGCGACGGGCCCCUACAAAUCAUGGUGUCGACUAAUGGAAAAGGCCCCAGGCUGGCGUCGACGAUUCGGAAACUGAUCGCCAAGGCGUUGCCCAAGAAUGCGGGCCGGGCCAUCGAGCAGAUGGGCGAGCUGCGCAAAAAGUUGCGCGAGGUGGCUCCUGCACAGGAAGAAGGGAAGAGGAGGAUGGACUGGAUUAAAAAGGUUAGUGAUGCGUAUGGGUGGGAGGAGAUGGGCACCAUGACGGGAGAGGAUAUGGCGAAUUUGUUGGCGUGGUACCGUAAAGAGGGGGGAGAAGAUGGGUUGGAAGUGCCGACUUUGGACGAGUUGAGGGCUUUGCGGAAGGAGAAGAAGCAGGACGGUGCAGUGGAAGAGGUGGAGAAGAAGGUUGAGGAGUUGAAGGUGGAAGACAAGGCCUAGGGAAAAUGAAUCCAGGAUGCCACGGGGUUCUCUUAGUUCCUGGGUAAAAGGACCUUUUGGGACAAGGACAUGGAUGAAUGAUACCAUUGGAUGCUCUUCAAUCAAGGUGACAAUCACGAAGAGGAAGAUGAAACAACAAUCAAUGCCUUAUGAAUCCCACGAAAACUUAAAUAAUUAUACCACCAGCCUGCCAGUUCUUGAUGCUUGCCGAAUGCGAUUAACACGUUGCAUGCUGG
Messenger RNA from Neurospora hispaniola, 1252 nucleotides. RefSeq lists its product as uncharacterized. NCBI's taxonomy places the organism in Eukaryota, Fungi, Ascomycota, Sordariomycetes, Sordariales, Sordariaceae. Gene Ontology annotation, biological process: siroheme biosynthetic process. The transcript is spliced from 2 exons. The record is from RefSeq and is a predicted model, not a curated record. Bases 180 to 1016 code for a protein of 278 amino acids. Gene Ontology annotation, molecular function: protoporphyrin ferrochelatase activity; precorrin-2 dehydrogenase activity.